Molecule: messenger RNA, 747 nt
Organism: Ochotona princeps (American pika)
Lineage: Eukaryota; Metazoa; Chordata; Mammalia; Lagomorpha; Ochotonidae
Gene: KPLCE
Product: KPRP N-terminal and LCE C-terminal like protein
Exons: 2
Coding region: 1-747 (248 amino acids)
Source: RefSeq, a predicted model, not a curated record
AUGUGUGACCAGCAGAAGCAACCACAGUUCCCUCCAUCUUGUGUGAAAGGUUCGGGAUUGGGAGUUACUCAAGGUACCAAUGGUGCUUCUGCGAAAGGUCCCAUUGUAGGCUCUGCUACAGGACUGUCUCUGGCUCCAGCACAAACAUAUGUGAACUAUCCAGCUGCAGUCCCAGUUCAAACCUAUGUCAAGUACCAAGUUCCAUGCCAGACUCAAACCUAUGUGAAAUGCCCGGCUCCCUGCCAGACAUAUGUGAAGUGCCCAGUGCCAUGCCAGACAACCUAUGUGAAGUGCCCAGCUCCUUGUCAGACGUAUGUGAAGUGUCCAACACCAUGCCAGACAACUUAUGUGAAAUGCCCAGCUCCCUGCCAGACGCAGACAUAUUAUGUCCAAUACCCAACUACUCGCCAGAGUUACUAUGUUCAAGCUCCUGCAGGUGGCUCAACUUCCCAGGGCUGUGCUCCAGAUCCAUGCUCUGCUCCGUGCUCCACCAGCUACUGCUGUCUGGCUCCUCGGACCUUUGGAGUGAGUCCCCUGCGACGCUGGGUCCAGAGACCUCAGAGCUGCAACACGGGAUCCUCUGGCUGCUGUGAAGAUUCAGGAUGCUGCAGCUCUGGGUGUGGAAGUUCUGGAUGCUGCAGCUCUGGGUGUGGUGGUUCCGGGUGCUGCUGCUUGGGAAUUAUCCCCAUGCGCUCCCGAGGUCCCGCAUGCUGUGAUGAUGGUGAUGAAGAUGACUGCUGCUGUUAA